UGCAAAAGUCAGUGCAUGGAAUCUUUGAGGAGGGAGUCUGGUUCUUCUAGGACGCUGCAUGAAGAAGUUUUGAAUCAGCAAGUACUGCAAAAACGUCUCUGCUCAGGAUCCAGGAAGAAGAGGGCCAGUGAUCAGUGUUGCACACUUUUAAGUGUUUCCUGAGGUGAUUUGGAAUUGAGGUGACUCAUGUGGGUGCGAGAAGUGGAGACUUUCCCAGCAUUCCAGUGUUGAUCUCAAGAAGGAACAAUGCCACCAACCCUGGAUAAAAUACCCAAAAGAAGCCAUUUAUAUGUAUGGCACAUAGACUUUAUACAGGAGCCAAAACAAGGCAUGUUCACCUCUGGCAUGUGGAUUUUAUAUGAAAGCCAAAACAAGGCAUGUUCACCUCUGGCAUAUGGAUUUUAUAUGAAAGCCAAAACAAGUCAUGUUUCCAUAUAGUGCAUGGACUUUCUAUAGGAGCAAAAACAAGUUAUAUUUCUUAUGCAACAUGGACAAUAUACAGGAGAAAAACAAGACAUGUUUAUAUAUGACACAUGGGCUUUAUAUCAGAGCCAAAACAAGGCAUGUUUCCAUAUAGCACAUGGACUUUAUUUAAUAUAGCACAUGCACAAUAGACAGGAGAAAAAAACAAGACACACAUAUUUAUACUUGGCACAUGGAAUUUUUACAUUUAUAUGAUAUGUUUACAUAUGGCAUAUGGACCUGAUUUGGGAGCCAAAACAAGGCAUGCUUAUGUAUUGCACAUGGACUUUAUACGCAAGCUUAAACAAUUCAUGUUCACCUAUGGCACAUGGACUUAAUAUGGGAACCAAAACGAGACACAUUUAUGUAUGGCACAUGGACUUUAUACAGGAGUCAAAACAAGAUAAUAUUUACAUAUGGCACAUGGACGUGUAUGGCACGUGGCAAAGAAAAAAAAAACAAGACAUGUUUAUGUGUGGCACAUAGACUUUAUACAAGACACGUUACAUUCGGCACAUGGACUUUAUACAGGAGUCAAAACAAGACAUAUUUAUAUAUGGCACAUGGAGUUUAUACAGGAGUCAAAACAAGACAUGUUUAUGUAUGGCACAUUGACUUUAUACAGGAGUCAAAACAAGACAAGUUUAUAUAUGGCACAUGGAAUUUAUACAGGAGUCAAAACAAGACAUGUUUAUGUAUGGCACAUGGACUUUAUACAGGAGUCAAAACAAGACAUGUUUAUAUAUUGAACAUGGACUUUAUACACAAGUCAAAACAAGACAUGUUUAUACUGUAUAUGGCACAUGGAAUUUAUACAGGAGUCAAAACAAAACAUGUUUAUCUAUGGCACAUUCAUGGACUUUAUAAGUCAAAACCAGACAAAAUUUACAUAUGGCUUGUGGACUAUAUACAGAAGGAAAAAAUAAGGUAUAAUUUUGUAUGGCACAUGGACUUUAUACAGUCAAAGAAGACAUCUUUACUUAAGGCAGGUGGACUUUAUACAGGAGUCAAAGCAAGACAUGUUUACAUAUGGCAUAUAAACUUUGUACAGGAGUCAAAGCACGAAAUGUUUACAUAUGACACAUGGACUAAAUACGGGAGUCAAAACAAGACAUGUUUACAUUCAGCACAUGGACUUUAUACCAGAGUCAAAGCAAGACAUGUUUACAUAUGGCACAUAAAUUUUGUACAGGAGUCAAAGCACAAAAUGUUUACAUAUGACACAUGGACUAAAUACAGGAGUCAAAGCACAAAAUGUUUACAUAUGACACAUGGACUAAAUACAGGAGUCAAAACAAGACAUGUUUACAUUCGGCACAUGGACUUUAUACAGGAGUCAAAGCAAGACAUGUUUACAUAUGGCACAUAAACUUUGUACAGGAGUCAAAGCACAAAAUGUUUACAUAUGACACAUGGACUAAAUACAGGAGUCAAAGCACAAAAUGUUUACGUCACAGCCCUAUACUCAUCCAUUCCCCAUGAGAAGGGAAUGGAAGCACUUGCUUUUUUCUUUCGAGAAUGGUCAGAAUUCUCUGCAGAGUUCCAAACAUUUAUUCUUCUGGUGUCCCUUUUCCUUCUGACCCAUAACUUUUUUGAAUUUGAGGGUACCUUCUACCUCCAGAGAUAUGGGACGGCUAUGGGGGCUAAAUUUGCCCCCUAUUACGCCAACCUUUUUAUGGGUUGGUGGGAGCUGUCCCUCAUCUUUGGAGAUAGUAAUCCCCACAAAAAGGACAUCAGCUUCUAUUGUCAAUUUAUCGAUGACUUGAUCCUCAUUUGGGAUGGCAGUGAAGCUGAUUUAGAGUUUGUGGAGGGUAUUAACCAAAAUAAAAUGGGACUCAAAUUUACCUUUGAGACACAGCUGAAUGAAAUUAAUUUUCUUGAUGUGACACUUAGUGGCACCCUAGAGGGUAAAGUAAAAACAAAUUUAUAUAGGAAACCCAUAUCCGGCAACUCUUUGUUGCAUGCUAGGAGCUGCCACCCCAAACAUGUGCUGUAUGCAAUUGCAAAAGGGCAAUUUAUAAGAGCAAAAAGAAAUUGCUCGGAUAUUAAAGAUUGCCAUAUCCAGAUGGGGGAUGUCAGUAGACGUUUGGUCCAAAGAGGAUACCCCCAGAAGAUUGUCAAGAAAGCACACAGAGAGGUUGUGGGAUCACAUAGAUCUGAUUUACUGAGAGAUAAAUCUAAGACCAAAGAGAUGCAUAAAGGUGUAACCUUCGUUACGGACUAUAGUUCCCAAUACGAAGAGGUAUGUAAAAUUGUUAAGCAUCAUUUUAGUAUGCUUAUUGCAGAUGACAGACUUAUAGACUGUGUCCAGGAGGGAAUCAGAUGCUCCUAUUGGAGGAAUCGUACACUAGGCAAUUUGUUAUCUCCCACGGUACUAAAAAAGCCUACAUCUCAGGCUAGUGAUUGGCUCACUAGCAAGGGAUCCUUCAAGUGUGGCAGCUCUAGAUGUGGAGCUUGUGAUUAUCUGAUUGUGUCUGAUCACUUUAACUCCACAGUGACAGGUAAAACAUAUGAAGUAAAUUUCUGUUUAAACUGUACCUCAGUGUAUGUUAUAUAUUGUAUAACAUGCACUAAAUGUGGGAAACAGUAUGUUGGGCUCACCAGAAGGGACAUCAGGACUAGGGUGAGAGAGCAUCUGUCAACUAUUCGAGUUGGAAAGGCUACCACCCCCCUUUGUGUAUCAUUUUGCACAAACACACAAUAAAGAUCUGCUUCUUGUGGCAACCCAUUGAUAUGAUCCCUCACCCAGAAGAGGGGGGGAUAGGACAGUUAUCUUGCGGAAGAGGGAGAUGCUGUGGAUUUUUAAACUAGAAACUAGGGUUCCCAAAGGUCUAAAUUCUGAAUACGACUUUAUUAAUUAUUGGGAGUAAUUUUCCACAGCAUGUCCCUCUUUUUAUGGCCUGUGUUGGGUGUAUGUGUAUAUAACUCUAAGCACUGAUAUUGUAGAACACCUCUAUUAGAUCUAUAUGGUUUAUUUGAUAUAUUUUUUUAAAUAUGCAGUCUUACCUGUUUUGAUGACUAUUGUUGGUCCUUUGCAAACUUGGGAGAUACAUAUAUACAUUCCCUAAAUAUAAUAUAAUACAUCAUAAUAGAAUAAAUUCUUUUGCAUCCUUUAUGAUGUAUCUUUUGCACCUUUAACUGGAUGAUUAGAAUUUAGUUCUAUAUAAUUGUUACUUCUAUUGUGCCCUUUCUUCACUUAGUGCAAAUUAUUUCAUCCUGGUCUUUUUAUGUGGGCUUAAAUACAUAUUACCCGUUUAUUAUUUGCUA
This is a messenger RNA of Bombina bombina (fire-bellied toad), 3729 nucleotides long. RefSeq lists its product as uncharacterized. Bases 1868 to 3166 code for a protein of 432 amino acids. The transcript is spliced from 2 exons. NCBI's taxonomy places the organism in Eukaryota, Metazoa, Chordata, Amphibia, Anura, Bombinatoridae. The record is from RefSeq and is a predicted model, not a curated record.